Messenger RNA from Magallana angulata, 1591 nucleotides. RefSeq names its product threonine aspartase 1-like. Lineage: Eukaryota; Metazoa; Mollusca; Bivalvia; Ostreida; Ostreidae. Gene Ontology annotation, molecular function: threonine-type endopeptidase activity. The transcript is spliced from 13 exons. Bases 81 to 1190 code for a protein of 369 amino acids. Gene Ontology annotation, biological process: protein maturation. The record is from RefSeq and is a predicted model, not a curated record.
GGUUGUGGAUAAGUCGUACAUCAAAUCGAGGAUGUCAAGAGAAAGCCUGGCUGCCUGAAUUCUUUGGAUAGUUUGCAGCCAUGGCAAACUAUGUCAUUGCAGUUCAUUGUGGUGCUGGGUAUCACUCUAGACAAAAGGAGGAGGCAUACAAGACAUUGUGUAAAUCCAUUUGUUUAAAGGUGUGUCACAUGUUAGAGAAGGGCUCAGAGGCUGUGGAGUGUGUGACCGAGGCAGUCAAACUGUUAGAGGACUCUAAGUUAACCAAUGCGGGUCGCGGCUCUAGCUUAAACAUCAGAGGUUGUGUGGAGUGUGACGCCUCCAUUAUGGAGGGGAAGAAACUCCUGUUUGGUGCUGUCGGAGCCAUUUCUGGUGUCCAGAACCCAAUAGAGGUGUCGGCCAUGUUGAUCAACAGACAGCUUGGGGAAAAGUUAUCCCUGGGGAGGCUGCAUCCCAGUGUUCUUGUGGGAGAGGGAGCCAGCCAGUGGGCCGUGGCUAAUGGGAUACACAAGGUGGACCCUCGACUCCUGAUAACAGAUGAAUCACAGAAAACAUACAAUAACCACAAAAGAAAACUUGACUCUCAUAACCAGAAAGUCAGCAAGAAAAGAAAGAUAGAUCACCAGAGUGAUGACAAAAGCGAGGAGAUUGAGGACCUGCAGGAGGAGAAGGAUGUUGUUCAGGAUACCGUGGGAGCUGUUGUCAUGGAUACCAGAGGGAACAUAGCAUCAGCAGUGUCUAGUGGGGGGAUCUCACUGAAACAGCCAGGGAGGCUGGGACCAGCAGCCAUUUAUGGUGCUGGAUGUUGGGCCUACAACCAGAGGCCAGGAAAACCAGGUGUAGGAACAGUUACUUCAGGUAGUGGUGAGCACAUCAUUAGGACUGUACUGGCGCGGGAGUGUGCAAUGUCCAUACAGAGGGAGAACAACGCUAGCCUCGGGCUGUCUCAGGGAUUCAAACAGAGUCUACUAGAGUCUGAGUUUUUAUCUGAGGAGGAGGAGAAGUAUGCUGGGGUUCUGGCUCUGGUCCACAAUGAAGAUAACACAGCAGAGGUAUUGUGGGGCCACACCACAGACAGCAUGUGUGUGGGGUAUAUGUCCUCCUCACUCAAAAAACCCAAGGUUGUCAUGUCUAGACUACCAACAGGGGGGGUUCCAGGGAAAUCCUUCACCAUGUUGGGCAUGCCUGUAUGAAAUGAUAUCCUCCAAUGCAAGCGAUGAAACAGCUUCUUGCUCAGAAUUCGACAGUUAUUCCCAGGAAGUCAGCACUCGAGUAGAGUAACCAAAUGACCUACUCUAUUCUGUGUCAAAUAGAACUGACCAGUCUGGUGUGAUAAACGAGAGAGUUCAGCGAACGAGAUGAGUAGUAUGAAAUGACUUCUGGGUAACAUAAAAAUCCGCCAGUGGAUGCAGAUUUCAACAUGAAAACACCAGCUCAACAGGCACAGAGUGAAAGGCGGCCAUGUUAGCUUCAAGUUCCACAAUGACAACAAUUAGGAUUUGUGUGUCAAGAAAAUCAGUCCUGUACACGUAACUACAUUGUACCCGAGUAUAGAUAACACAAUGAAACAAAUAAACAAAUUCAUUAGAAAAUC